AUGAGGAAAGAAAGCCAUCAAUAUACCUCCAAGAAGAAAUCAAUGGCACAAUACCCAGCUCAAUCUGAGCGACUUUGGCUAGAGCCAUUGUCUGCAGAUAAACAUCUUGAUGAUUAUCACGAAAUGAUGUCUGAUCCGCGAGUUCAAUCAUGGACAAAACCAACCGAGUCUCUCGCCGAGAGCAAAGCAUUCAUGAUCGAAAGAACGCCGAGUCCUGAAAAGCCAUGGAUUGAAAACUAUGCCAUUUUACUGCGUCCGACAUCAUCUGCUUCGGCAGAUGAGAAGCCCAAGUUAAUCGGCGCAAUUGGAAUGAUAAGAUUCGAAGCUGGACAUGGCGCUGAGGUUGGUUACGGUCUACAUGCUGCCUAUCAUGGUAAAGGAUAUGCUACUGAAGCUAUGGAGUUGUUCUUGGGAUUAUAUUGGAGCAAAGAGAGAGAGGGGGACUGGAACACAUUGGUUGCGGCUAUAGACCCUGAGAAUAUUGCCAGUCAGAGAGUAGUAGAGAAGGUAGGUUUCAAAGAAGGGGACUUUCAGGAUGAGGAAUACGAAUUGUGGACGGAAGGGGGAAAGGAGAAGAAACGCGUGAGACAUAGGGAAUGGUUAUUACCUAGACCAGUCUGA
Molecule: messenger RNA, 621 nt
Organism: Sclerotinia sclerotiorum 1980 UF-70
Lineage: Eukaryota; Fungi; Ascomycota; Leotiomycetes; Helotiales; Sclerotiniaceae
Exons: 3
Coding region: 1-621 (206 amino acids)
Molecular function (GO): acyltransferase activity, transferring groups other than amino-acyl groups
Source: RefSeq, a predicted model, not a curated record